AUGUUAUAUCUGGUCACUGGUUGGCCUGCAGGUCCGAUCGCGGCCAACGUCGGCCAAUUAGCGCUGCUGACUAUUAGAGAAUGCCGUCAAAAUCGAUCAUCGUUUUUCAACGCUUCUGAUGACGACUGCUCGGUCCGGCAUCCGCCGGAUCACACACCGCAAACGGCGGUGUGCGAUGCAGAUGCCAUGGCAACGAUCAACGCAAUCAACUGCACGUCGAAGACAGCUGGACGUAGAAAUUCACCUGAGUAA
Molecule: messenger RNA, 252 nt
Organism: Soboliphyme baturini
Lineage: Eukaryota; Metazoa; Nematoda; Enoplea; Dioctophymatida; Soboliphymatidae
Source: the annotation of a GenBank genome assembly